Molecule: messenger RNA, 576 nt
Organism: Arctia plantaginis
Lineage: Eukaryota; Metazoa; Arthropoda; Insecta; Lepidoptera; Erebidae
Source: the annotation of a GenBank genome assembly
AUGUUUUAUCUCAAGAAAUCGAUACCAACAGUGGGUUCCAUGGUGAUGGCCACAUGUAGAACUACUAGACCAAUAAGAUCAAAUAUUCUAAUAACUUCACGAACAUUUUGUACUCCUACUGUCUCUACAAACACAGGCACUCAGGAUCCGGUUAAUAUCACAGAGGACCCUAGCGACAAAAUCAGCGGUUUCGCCAAAGCUUUUGAGAAACAGUCACAAAUUUCAGAGGUUCAAAUUCAAGAUAAUGAACAAAACUAUACAUUUUCUUCUCUACUAAGAAAUUCAAAAUUAAUGGAUUUGGGCGACCCUAGUGGUAAAAUAGUUAUUGGCAAAAUAUUCCAUGUGGUUCAAGAUGAUCUGUAUAUUGAUUUUGGAUGGAAAUUCCACUGUGUCUGCACUAGGCCAACUGUACGUGGAGAUGAAUAUGUCAGAGGAGCUAGGGUGAGAAUCCAGAUCAAAGACCUAGAGUUAUCGUCCCGUUUUCUUGGUUCCACCACUGAUCUUACCUUGUUAGAAGCAGAUUGCAAAUUAUUAGGAGUUAUAUCAAGCCCAGUCAGAGCAACAGUGACUGAUUAA